Messenger RNA from Thamnophis sirtalis, 2906 nucleotides. NCBI's taxonomy places the organism in Eukaryota, Metazoa, Chordata, Lepidosauria, Squamata, Natricidae. The record is from RefSeq and is a predicted model, not a curated record.
AUGUGUAAGUACCUCAUACUGAUACACAAUAGUUCCUAUGAUUGUGCAAAGGUUAAGAAUGUAAGUCCAACAGCUGUUUCCCCAGGGGCUGGCUAUCCAGAUCGAGUUACCAGUUCUAUGGGAUACUCUGUUUCUGAUGCUCCUGCACAUCAGAUUCCCAAGGACAACUACACAGCUAGUCCGGUACCUGAAGUUGUGGUUCCCUUAACAAAAGACCUAAAACAGUCCCAGUAUGUGAACCCCAGCAGGAACAAUGGGUCUGCUAAGGAGUCCCAACAGAAAAAGAAAAGAGGAAGAACAAGAAGAGCCAACAAUGAUAAUUAUGAUGCUGAUUAUACUACAGGUGGCGAAUCUUGUGAUGAACUGGAUGAGAACUGGGACAGAGAGUAUCCAUCUAUAUCAUCAGACCAGCAAAGACAAGCGUACAAGCGAGAUUUUGAUGCAGGAUUACAAGAAUACAAACAAUUGCAAGCAGAACUCGAUGAGAUCAGUAAAGAACUCUCUCGUCUUGACAAAGACCUGGAUGACUACAUUGAAGGCAGUGAAGAAUAUAAGGCUGCAGCUGACGAAUACAACAGAUUGAAGGAUAUCAAAUCAUCCGCAGAUUAUAAGAACCGAAAAGCACACUGCAAGAUGCUGAAGAGUAAACUGUCCCACAUCAAAAGGAUGGUCAGUGAUUAUGACAGUCGGAAGUCAUAACAAGAAGGAAACAAAUCAGGUUGCAUAAGAAUGGCAAUUUUCAUUCAGCUGGAAUACUUUUUUGUUGGACAAUAGUGGGAGAGAUCCUUUGUAUACUUUUAUAUACUUCAUAAUAUUUGUGCCAUGUUUACCAUGAAAUAAGAAUUCAGUAUAUGGGAUCUUUUAUACAAUAGUUUCACUGAGUCAAGGAAUUUUACCACCUAUGUUUUCAGGAUCAACAGUGGAAAUCUUGAGCUAUUGCUUUCCUUGUCUUUGCUAAUUCAUUCCAUUUUUCUCAGUAUAUUGCAAUCUUAAUUUCUGAAAAAAAUGCUAAAUGUUUUUCAUUACAUCCUAUAUAAGCUAUGUCCUUUAUCCAAAACACCCGUCUUCCUCUUAUUCUUAUCCAAUUUUAUAUAUAUAGGUUACUUGUAAAUAAAAAAAAAUAGCAGGCUUUACUUUUAAAUGGUGCCUACAUGGCCCCAUUGUUGAUCAGCCAGUAUAAUAUAUUUUAUUGACUGUGAAACUGAUGUAAAUUUAUUCUGUUAAAAUCUCGACUUGUACUUUAAAUAUCAUUUUAUUACAGAAUUAUAAUUUUAGUACUAGUGUUUUUGACUUGACUAUCCAAUUUGUAACUUUUAUAAAAGUGCCUGUAUAUUAUAUUUGACUAUAUACUAUAUACUAUACUAUAUACAGAUACAAUUCUAUACAAACUUAAUGGGAAGUCCCAAAUCAAUGGAGUUUAUUUCUGAUAUUGUAUACACAAUAACCAAUCCUUUCAAAUUGCCAAAAAAAAAUCUAGACUAUUCUGUAAAGACAUAUGAUACCAUGGCCAAAUGACAAAACAGAAGUAAAAGCAAAUGUAUUCACAUUAUGAGUAGUCCUUGUGUAACAACCACUCGUUCAACAACUGCUUGAAGUUACAGUGGUGCUGAACAAAUGAUACUUUUGACCAAUCCUUGAAGUUUUGGCUGUUCCAACACCCCUAUAGUCAUGUGAUUGCAAUCUGAGUGGUUGCCAAAUGGCUCACACACCUAAAUGGUUGCAGUAUCUUGCAGUCAUGGGAUCACCAUUUUAAACCUUCCCUGCCAGUUUCCCACAAGCAAGUCAAUGGGAAAGCCAACAGAGAAGGUUACAAGUUUUCCUGGUAGGUUGCUUAUGUCCUCCCCCACCCGGCAGAAACUACCUCUGGCCCUGCCAUGUUCAAACCAUAUGCCCUCCCUAUCUGCUUGCAAACUGUCUGGAACUUGCUUAAUGACUCUUCAUCCUUGCUUAACAACACCAAUGUGGGAGCGUUGUAAGGAAGUGAUGUGGUCACAUGACAUUGCGCUUUACAACUACAGUGAUUAGCAAUAAGAAUUCUGGUCUGAAUCACCAUUGUUAACCAAUGACUACCUGUAACAUAUUUAAUGUCGUAAUGCAAUAAUAAUAUUGAAACAUUAAAUAAUAUUAAAUAAUAUAAAUUUUACCAUAAAAACAAGUACCAUAAAUCAAGAGAACCUAACUUUUAUACUAAUUCUAAUUUUCUGUUAGUUUAUCUCUGUUAGUGGGCACUCAUUUGAAAAUUAUCUCUGGUGAUAAUUGAACACUGGUGCUGAUAUCAAACCUUGCAGGUGAUGGGAAAAUUAUAAGCACUGAAUUGAAAAAAACAGAUGCAUUCAUUUCGGAUGUGUUCCAAUGUUGUACCUCAUGAAUGGAACUAGGGAAUUUGUUUUUGGGGGUGGGUCCCUGAAACUGCCCGAUUUUAGGUUUCUGACAGUGGCUGCAUCCUGAAUUAGAGGUGGGGAGAGAUGAUGGGGAAUAAAAGGAAUGCAUGCCAUACAAUUAGCAGAGGUAUAUGAUGAGUCUAAACUAUGGGAUUGCAAACAAGUUUGACUGUAGAGCCAUAGAGUUGGAAAGGACACCAGAAGUUAUGCAGUCAGAGAGUCUGUUGGACUAUGUUGCAGGGUCUGUUGAACCAUGUUUUUAAAACUCAAUUAAGACCAGUAGGAUUCUGUCAUGACUAAUAAGUCCCACACUUCGAAAUGUGACUGUUUGGAUCCAUCUACUGUACAUUUAUGUAAACACUGUAAUAAUUUUUGUUUUUAAAAAAUCACUUUUUUUUAAAUAAUGGAAAUUGUGUUUAAAAUAUGUACCUAGAAUGCAAUAUCUACAUAUUGAAAGACUGGAUUUCAUUUUGCAAUUUGUGAUACAGUGUCAAUAAAAUACAACUUUGUCAAUGUAUAAACAAA